UUCAGUCAGUUUAAUGAAUGCAUUCCUCAUAACGUCUACAUGCUGUUUUAUCAGGCUGGCAACCAUUGCUGGUUGUGUGGGAAGAACUGCAACAGUGAUAAGCAGUGGCAGCAGCAUAUCACCUCCGAGAAGCACAAAGAACGAGUGUUCAACUCUGAAGACGAUCAGAACUGCUGGCAGUAUCGCUUCCCCACAGGAACCUUCAGAGUUUGCGAGCGGUUCCUCAUGGGCACCUGCACGGAGGAGGAGCUUUGUAAGCUGGCACAUGGAGACGAGGAGCUGAAGGAAUGGAGGGACCGAAGAGAAUUCCUUUUGAUGAAACUUGCCAAAGCUAGAAAAGAUCACUUGAUAGCGCCAAAUGAUAAUGACUUUGGCAAAUAUAGUUUUCUGCUUAAAGAUAUUAAGUAAUGUUUUAAUGAAUCUGUUAAAGCAGGUUGUUCUGGAACUAUGAUGUCUUGAGUUCAGUAUUGAAGAGAGGCGAGCGUGGUGUGGCUCUCUGGAGGAGGAGGACAUCCACCUCCUGGGUUUUCACCGAAAGCACAGAGCUGGCCUUGUGUUCAGAGUAAUCACAGCUUUGUUGCUUUUAUCACCGGUUAGAAAUAUACGCGCCAUCGCCUUUUAUGUUUCUUUUAUUAAAUAGCAAACAGCGAUCAUCUUUCAGGAACUGGCUUUUGCUCGUCAAACCCAAAGCUGAAGUGCAGUAUACGUAUGGCAAGAAAUAGCGCAUCUGAGAUUCCCGUGCCAUUCCCACCUUUUUUUUUUUUUUUUCUUUUCUUAACUGGGAUUUGUUUUGGAAUGUUGGGUCCUGAAUCUCUGUUGUUCUACAUCCACAGCGAAUUACUAUGUUGUGUGCUUGCUGUGUUAAUGCCUGUUGGUGUUAUAUAUGGACCUACGUAAACACAAUAAAGUAGUCUUCUUUUCAGUUUCCAUAAUUGCUGAAAGCAGAGCUCUAGGGUAUUACUGCCACCUCAGUGUAUUAAUGAAAAUUAAAAAGUGGAGGUGGCAUGUUGUUGGCGAAUUAUGUCAAGACAUGCUUGAUCCACUAGGGGGAGAGGGAAGACCUGCCAGCUGCAUCUCUGUAUUUUAAUAAAUGCUUUGUGUUGGAGA
This is a messenger RNA of Carassius gibelio (silver crucian carp), 1107 nucleotides long. Its product is annotated as zinc finger CCCH domain-containing protein 7A. NCBI's taxonomy places the organism in Eukaryota, Metazoa, Chordata, Actinopteri, Cypriniformes, Cyprinidae. Gene Ontology annotation, biological process: miRNA processing. The coding region runs from base 40 to 408 and encodes 122 amino acids. The transcript has 2 exons. The record is from RefSeq and is a predicted model, not a curated record. Gene Ontology annotation, molecular function: miRNA binding; metal ion binding.